Messenger RNA from Odontomachus brunneus, 8411 nucleotides. RefSeq names its product lachesin-like. The transcript is spliced from 11 exons. The coding region runs from base 433 to 1986 and encodes 517 amino acids. Gene Ontology annotation, cellular component: neuron projection. Lineage: Eukaryota; Metazoa; Arthropoda; Insecta; Hymenoptera; Formicidae. The record is from RefSeq and is a predicted model, not a curated record.
GUGUGCCGUCGACCGGUUCUACUGGUCUCCUCUAUGAACGUCAGUCGACGCCGGGCGUCCUAAGCGCGCAGCUGCUGGAGCUUUGUCGUGUCGUUCGCAGCCGAGAGCACACGUAACCGACUUCGUGACGAACAGCUAUCGGUGCCACACGCGUGUUAUAAACGACAGAACGACGAGAGGACCUCGCAAGAAACCCGCCCGGAGCGAGAAGCUGACGUUUCGACAGUUUUACCGUUCGAAAACUGCUUGUCGAAAAGUUCUCGAGAAGUAGAGCCACAUACGUACACACGUUCGCGCACACAUACGCUUCUGAUCUCACGUCGCUGUUGCUCAAUCUUUCGCUCCUUGGAAGUACCAUCUAGGAUGCAUCGGACGGACAUAAUUUUUUACAAAAUUUUGACGUAGGCUGGGUGUCAGUGGUCAAGCCUCCCGAUGAGAGAUCUCGCCGGACGUUGCGCCGGGCAACGUGAGGGCAACUGUCUCGACGCCUGUUCAUCUCGCUGGAUAUCCAAAGGACGGGACAAGUGUCUCGGAAUAGUUGCCAGUGAUCGGAGAGACUACGUUGGUGAACUGAUAGGAUGCGAAUGUGGAUCUUGCGCGGAUGAUACUCGUGCCGUGGGAUUUGUUAAUUGGGUACCGGUGAUGCGGCUACAUGCUGGAAGAAAGAAGGGGAUGACUGUUGAUUUUCUACCGAGGAUGGUGGCGGCCUUUGUUUUCGCUUGCCUUCUAUUGCAGAAUAGUCGGCCGACAUUUGCAGGAUUUACUACCGUUACUACUAUCCCUGAUCCAGAAUUCGUGGACGAAAUAGGAAAUAUUACAGUACCAGCUGGGCGAAAUGUCAAAUUGGCGUGCAGUGUAAAGGAUCUCGGAUCGUUUAAGGUGGCCUGGAUGCUUUUCGACAAGAGCGCUAUUCUGACGGUACAGAAUCAUGUUAUUACCAGGAACCCCAGGAUAUCCGUGUCGCACGAUAAGCACAGGACCUGGUUCCUACAUAUCAACGACGUGCACGAGGAGGACAAGGGAAAGUACAUGUGCCAGAUUAACACUGCUGCUGCCAAAACGCAAUAUGGCUAUCUACACGUCGUAGUACCACCGAACAUCGACGAUUCGCAAAGUUCGUCGGACGCGAUUGUUCGCGAGGGCGCUAACGUGAGUCUCACCUGUAAAGCGACCGGAAGUCCAACGCCUAGUAUUCGUUGGAAGAGAGACGACGGUUCCAAGAUUUCAAUCAACAAAACUUUAACCGUGGCAGAAUGGGAGGGUGAAACACUCGAAAUGGCUCGAAUUUCGAGAUUGGAUAUGGGCGCAUAUUUAUGCAUCGCCAGCAACGGCAUACCACCGACAGUUAGCAAGCAGAUCAAGGUGUCCGUCGACUUCCCCCCUAUGCUCUGGAUACCGCACCAAUUGGUCGGCGCGCCCUUGGGUUACUCCGUUACGCUGGAAUGCUACACCGAGGCUCAUCCGACUUCUUUGAAUUACUGGGCGAGGGAGGACGGCCUAAUGAUUCACGAGAGCGUCAAAUACAAGGCUACGUCGUCGCCCGACAGACCGUCCUACAAAAUGCACAUGACGCUUACGAUAUUCGAUAUACAGAAAGAGGACUACGGGAGCUACAAGUGCAUCGCCAAGAAUCCACGCGGGGAAACCGACGGAACGAUUCGCCUGUACAUGUCGGCGCCACCAAGCACUAGUCCAAGUCCUUCUACCACAGAAAUGCCUAAAAAAGCAGAUUGGGAAUUGAUGGCGGAGAUGAAUAACUCUGUUUACGGAAAUCCAAGUUCGCUGACAAUUCAUAACGAGAGGAAUAUCAAGACAGGUACCAAGUUUCAAUCGAACCUCAAUGAAAUCGGAAAAUCGGAGCAGAAGUCGGCUGAGAUGGACCGAAAAAAGAAUUACAACUGGCCUCCAGAGAAAGACUCAGCGACGGGUGUAAUGACGACCGGGAUGUUACUACUGAUUGCUCUGGCCGUAAUGAUAAUUCGAUAAACGGGACACGAGUCUUCGCUUGGUUGAUACGCCAUUGGUGAAUUUCCUUAAUUAACGAACUCAAUUUAAACAAUUAGACCUUACGGGAGACAGAUACACACAUGUACACGCGUACACAUAACAUAUAACGAACACAUACCUACGCUCAUACAUACGCACACUCACGCACAUACGUACUCGUGCACACGCAUAAAUAUAUACAAGUGACACAAAGACUGAACGAGUAGUUAGCGUCGUAUUAAAUGACGGUGAAUAAUUUACGCGUGCCAAGUUUAGUGUAGCGACAACAAGUCUACGAGAAGCCAAGAAUUAAAGCAGCACGAACCCCCCAUCGAUCCUUCGCUCGGAAAUUGUGUGUGGUGAGAUGACUCAGACGGGGACGUGGGACGGGGGCGCAGCGGAGAAGGAGAAACAACGAGAAUGAAAAAUGGAUAAUUGACAAAGUGCAACGACUAUCGCUUUCAGUGUAAUAUAUUGUAAAACGCCGUAAAAAGCUGACGUCGACUACAAUACCAGUGAUCUCGUCUCUGCGGGUGCGAUUUAAGACGUGUGAAAGUGAGUCGUUACGUUUUCUAACUCCGACACACCGCGGGAGUCACUCUGGUAAUUCUGGUGUGUGUAUCCCGAAAAUAUCAAAACAAAAAUACUCGAGCUUAAUAAUGGAUUAAAGUUUGACCGAGCCAAAUAGUUUUCGCUCUUUUUUAUAUUUAUACCAUUUUGAGAUAUUUUUUCCAUUUUUUUUCUUUUUUUCAUUGGUAUGAUUGAUGAGCACAAGGUUUUUCGAUUCGGCAACGCAAACAGUUGAUUCAAUUUGGAGGUUUGUCGUAGCUCGAUGAGAAUUACGAGAAUGAAUCGCACUUUGAGCAAAAUUAAUUUUCUAUAAAACUUCGAGCAUUAAAUUCUACCUACGUAGACACGAAUCUCAAUUUCAUUUGCAUUCUUAAAUAAUGGCGAAUUUUUUCUUUAUCAAAAUGUAAGGAAAUCGGCAAAUAUGGCACCUCAAAUAUGUAUCAUCUCCAAUGUCAAUUUCAAUGUUUUGUUCUUUAUUUAUUUUCUUUUUUCUUAGUUCGAUUAGAUUAGUAAUCUUGGUUUGUAGACAAUAGUGCUGUUUCUAAUCUGCCAAGUGAUGUAACUCGUCCGACUCUCUUCCUUCGUAUCUCUCUGCCUUCUUGCGUACGAAAUCGUGGAUCCAAUCUCGAUACUUGAGAUUAAAACGUCAGAUUCGGUCUAGAGAGAAGUUGCUCCCCGUUCGAAGAGGUGCUCGAAAGAAGAACCGAAAGAGAGGGAAAGGGAAAAUGGAGAAUUCGCGACGGGGGACGAAACGGAGAUAUGUCACAACCAGAAGAAGCGUCAAAUAUUAUGUCGUUGCAAAUGUAAUAAUCUAUUUUAAUAGUUUACAAGCAAAAGUGAAAAAUCGACUAUCACUCGCGAUGAUUUGAUACAAAUGUUGCAAAUGUUGUCGCAAAUGUUCAAAUCAAAAUCUUUUUUAACCUCAAUAUUUUAUUUAAUGUUUGCUUUGAUACUUUGAAACUUAUGUCUUUUGAUUCCGUUUGAUCUACAGUUUUGCCUAGAAGUAGUCUUUAGAACUUACAAGUAAUAAUUUGUGAGUUUUCUAUCAUUUAGAUCUGCUGUUUCCAUGUGUAUUAAGCAUACACUGAUUCAGAGUAUAUAGAUAUUAAAAAGUUCAGGUCGAAAGUAAUGCUAAAAGGAGAAUGUUAAAGAUAGGCUAUUUUUUAAAUCUUAACUAAUUAUAGGCUAUUUUUUUAACCUUAAUUAAUUAUUGGAAACUGUUUCCAAGAUCUUCUAAAAACAGAAAAUAAUAAUUAUUUACGCAUGAGAAUCUGACUUAUUGGUUCACAUAAUAUAUACGUGUUUGCAAAGGUAUAUAGGGAUAAUUAUGAUGUGUGAUGGAUAUAUAGCAUAUGUGUGUGUGUUGUGUGCUGAUAACUUCUCUAACGAUCUCUCUCUGAUUUUUUCCUUCCUUUCUUUUCCUCCUCAAAUCUAUCUCCAGCAAAAAUUUUGUGAUAAGGAUUAAAAAAUGUAAAUAGAAAAUUCUUCCUUUUAGAUUUCUCUACAUGUAAAACAUAUAAACCUUGUGUAAGCCAAAAAACUAACUUCUCUACAUUUACUACUUCCCUUUCAAGACAUAAAUGUGCAAUUUAUUUUAUUUUAAAAAUAUACUAGGAAUACAAAACUUAAAGAAAUACUUUAUAUAAUUGCUUCAACAAUUGAUAACAAUUUCGUUUUUCAUAAUUUUCCAGGCCAAGUGGACAAAUAGUUGUUAUUUUCUAUUUCCACAUUACAAAGUAUGUUAUUUUGGUUGAAUCUCUUUUUACAUUUUUUACCGUUUUUUUUUACUGUUUUUUAUCGUUCUUCUUACCAUUUUAAUUCACAUCAUUUAACAUGUCGUUUAAACGUAUUAAAUUACAAUUUAACGUCUUACACGUUAAAUUACACGUUUACACGACAAUUUACACGUCUUAACUCCUUCCCUGUCAGUGACGCAUAUACGCGCAAAAAAAAAGUUGUGCCACUUUUGCUCCAUGACGCACAUAAAAAAAAUAUGUUCAAUUUCAUUUGGUUUAAUUGUGCAUGGAUUUUCGAAGAUUCUUGGGGACGCUGAAUUUGAAUCUGAAAUCAGAUUUUAAAAAUUUAAAAUGGCGGAUUCAAUAUGGCGGCAAAAUUCGAGACUUUCUUAGAAUUUUCUGGAAAUGGUAAUCUAUAUGUUAUUUGUAUGUUUUCAGAGUUACUGGAUUCAAAUCUGAAGUCAGAUUUUUCAAAUUCAAAAUGGCGGAUCCAAUAUGGCGAUCAAAAGUGUGGAAAAAAUUUUGGGAUUUUACAAAAGUGACAUAAUGCUUUUUUACAAUGUUGAGUUCAAAUCUGACUUCAGAUUUGAAUCUAGUAAUCCUGAAAAUAGAUAUAGAUUACCACGUUCACAAAAUUCCAAGAAAAUCUCGAAUUUUGAUCCGUUAUAUUAGAUCCGCAAUUUUGAACUUUUAAAAUCUGAUUUCAGAUUCAUAUUCAACGUUCCCAAAAACUCUAAUUUUGUUCCUCAUGUCAUUCUGAAGAUUUUCAUUUUUCGAAACAUUUUUAGCACGAAAAUGUAAUUUUCGUCUGACAGCGAAGGGGUUAAACAUGUAUUAAAUUACAUAAUUUAUACCACAAGGAACGAGCUUCAGCCAAAUUGCACGCUUAUGUGUUUAAAAAUAACACAUCUAGAUUUGCAACGUAGAAGAUCCCAGGAUUUCAGGUCUCAAAUAAUUAGUUAAGAUUCCAUUAGCGAGCCAAAAAAGUGACCUAUUUUUAUCAUUCUCCUUUUAGCUCAGGUGUCUCCGAAUCAAUUCGGCGGCACUGCACCGUCGCUUCGCUACACUGGUGUUUCGAAAGUGCCACAGUCCCUUUUGCGCAUCGUAUCGUGUAGAAACGCAAACGUAACGUUUCCGCAUUCUACAAAGUGCAUCUCGCGUCUCACGGGCUCGUAUAUUCCCUCAUUUCGUUAUUUAACGUGCUUUACUUGGUUACAUCCUAGCGAUUUUUGCAUCGCGAAAGCGCUAAGUAAAAAAUAUUUCUCCUUUGUAUAAAUACCUCCGCGCUCUUACACAUGGACCUUUUUUUGUAAACGAAUACCAAUUACGCGGAGAAAACAACUAUUUCCGGCAAGCUUCUGUCUUGCAUCGAAGGAACAGAGACUCAAGCUCACGGUCUUGUAAAGAAGAACGCGAACGAUUCCAUCCGGCGCAAUACGAUGCUCCGGCAGUACCAUAUUAUUUAACUACCGGAGUUUUUAGUAGCAGUAAGCCGUUUGUGAAAACAAAGAAAAAUCCCGCUCUCUCAUUUCGUGAGGAUGAAUUUUCAUACGACUACGUGUUCGCGCACUGGCGUUAUUUGCGAUUAAAGUGACGUCUGCGUGCAUUCAUAACAAGCGCGGAAAUUUUCCAGUUAUAAAACUGCUCGUGUAUGCAGAGGUAGUCCGGGGAGCGAAAUGAUCGCUAGAUAAAUAUAUUAAGACUUGACAAACGUAUCGAGGCCUGUUCCGCGCCGUUACCGCGAUCAAUUUAUAUUUACGCGUUAAUUGAUAAAAUUGGGAUUUAUUCGCGGACGCGGCCUGCAAAAAUCUGCCUCCGCCAUGCCGGUUUUAAGCGGCCUCCGAACUACUUAGGAAUAUCCAUUAUUCAGCGUACAUCUUGUUUAAAGCAACAGGUUCGAGAGUCUCUGCACUCGCGCGCAAAAGGAGUUAAUGCUUGCGACGGAUUAAAGAAGGGAACGGUCGACUCAGGGAUUACGCGGACUUACUCUGAUGAGGUCUGUAAUCGUAUCAUUCGCGAGACUACCUACAGUCUUCUAACUUUAAAAGUCAUAAGCAUUUAACAUAAGGGGAUUGCGCGCUUUUGGAGCAUCGUGAUUGUCGGAGCGAUGCAAUCUGCAAAUCUUAUUGCGACGAAUCCGAAUCCUGAUCCGGUUCUCAACGUUGUUAAGGGACAAUUUCUCUCUCGGGACUGCCGCUUAAAACAUUUAUUUGCAUUUGCAUAAUGUCGAUUGAACGAUUGCCAUUUUCUUGUUUUUCUCAAAAUUCUUUAUAAUCGCGUUACACUAUCACGCAUAACUUACGACGCAAUAUUAUGCAGAAGUCUGUAGCAAAUACCUAAACAGAGAUCUACAUGACUUUGAUCGUGUUUCACGGCAUUAAUAUUCCAAUUAAUUUUGAGUGAGACGAAGAAAGAAAGGAGAAUAUAUUGAGGCACUUGGCGUCAAUUAUAUAAUCACUCUUUCUGGAUAUAUUAUUAUUAAUUGUACUUUUUAUAAGACUAUUAAGUACAAUCUUUUCUCCCUAAUCGAUAAUUAUUUGUUUACCACUUCUACAUAAUUGUCUAAAAAAAAAAGAAAGUACGAACGCUCUAGGAAUCUGUUUUGAAUUUACAAACGAACGAAUGCGUCUAACGUGGCGCGUGAUGUCAUUGAUCUCGAAUCAUUGACACCUCUCUCAAUCAGAAGAAAAAGAAUCAAGAUAAUCGUCAUAAACAAGUAUUUGAUAUACUCAUGAAAUUUUCAUGUGCUCAGAAUGGAGAGCGCAGCAAAUCUUUUUUACGAAGCAUGACUAGAUGACCGUUAUUUAGAUGACACUUAAGUAUUGUUUUGACGCAAAAUUAUAACGAGCUUAGCCAAUCGAUGGCAUAAAGCACGUACAUACAUACAGUCUCGCAUAAGAUGUACAAAUAUGUAGCUCCGAAGGAAUCUUUCAACACAUCAAACAAUUUCUCCCACAAAAGAUCGGCAAUAAAAACGAUACAAUAAAAAUUCGUUAUCCCCUUCGGUCAUAACUAAAGGCUCGAAAGACGUUGGUCUACCGAGAAUCGACCUCUUGCCUAUAACGCAAAUAGAGUUCGUGUAGCACAUGUGUAUGUAUGUAUGUGUAUACGCGUGUAUGUAAUACGUGUAGCAAGUGUAGUACGUAAAGCAAGAAUGACCUUUUUUCGUGUUAACCAUCCGCAAUGCCAUUUUCCAUUAGCAUCGUUAGCUGCGACAUAUUCCCCUCCUAAUUUAUAAUAUCCCCGGUUGUGUAACAUUUAUUCAAAAGUAAAACACGCGAUCAAAUGUGCAAACGCAAAUAUACGUGGGUCGUAAAAAAGACUACGUGACCUACAGAAAUGCGGAUUUGACCAAAUUUUUAUUACCGUAUUUAGAGCCAUUCUUUAUUAGGUUAAGUAUGACAGUAUGUGAUCUGUCGAUUAGUCUUUGUUUGACAAUGCGCCAAAGUAAACACCUUAAAUGUCUCUAUACGUUCAUUAUAUCCUCUUAUUUUUCGAGUGAAGUAGUAAACUCAAGUCUCAUCAACGAUCAUAAACCCCUGUUAAAAGUCCUUCAGAUUGCGGCGAAGAUUGCAUGCUAAGAGUUGCGUGAAACUUCAAUUGUCUUUGCUGGUGUGAGCAAACGUAAGACUAAUCGUUUGCAGAAUACUUUAGCGUACUGUUAAACAAAGACUAAUCGACAAAUUAUUCUAUGCUUUAUAUUGUUAUACUUAACUUUUCGAUUUUCAUGUUAAUUUCCCAAACAUAAAUUCCUAAGUAGGGUGACUUGCUUCUUGUAAAUAAGUUAUAUCUUUUUGAAAAUUAUAUAUAAUAUGCAUUUAUUUGUCUCAAACGAAAGCUUAUAACAUAAAAAUCAAUUAGAAAAAUCCACAAAAAUUAUUAACUUUUCUGGUAGAAUUAUUCUAAAAUAAUUAUUUAUAGGGCAAGCAACUCAUCCAAGCAACUCAUUUAGAAGUCAAAAGGUUAAUAACUUUUAAGUUAUUUGUAUAAUUGUGCGAUAACAAGUAUGGUACAAGAAUUAUAAUAAAAAACUUGUUUCUUUAUCAUAAUUAUAAUUUUAUAUUUUAAUAUAUUCUAUAUGAAUAUGAAUAAAAAUAAAUGGCAUGUUAUAUUUACGCA